This is a messenger RNA of Euleptes europaea (tarantolino), 1401 nucleotides long. Its product is annotated as low molecular weight neuronal intermediate filament-like. NCBI's taxonomy places the organism in Eukaryota, Metazoa, Chordata, Lepidosauria, Squamata, Sphaerodactylidae. The coding region runs from base 1 to 1401 and encodes 466 amino acids. The transcript has 4 exons. The record is from RefSeq and is a predicted model, not a curated record.
AUGCGCUCCAGCGGCGACCUGCGCUCCCCAGCCUCGUCCUACGGCCUUCCGAAGGGCAUGGGGGACUCCUCGGGCCGGCUGUCCCCGGGCGGGCGGCGCCUGCUGCGCGGGGCCGCCCCGUCGCUGCCGGGGGGUCCCCAUCACCCUCCCCGCUCGUCCUACUCGGCGUCCCACCGGAGGCUGCCGGCGCCCAGCAGCUCCCGGGACCCCCUGGAGGCGCCGCCGUCGAGCGCGCUGCGCAACGAGCUGAAGAUCGCGCGCACCUGCGAGAAGGAGCAGCUGCAGGGCCUCAACGACCGCUUCGCCACCUACCUGGAGCAGGUGCGCCGGCUGGAGCAGCGCAACCGGCUGCUGCAGGGCGAGGCGGCGGCGCUGCGGCAGCGCCAGGGCGAGGCGCCGCGCCUCCGGCAGCUCUACGAGCCGCAGCUGCGCCAGCUGCGCGCCCAGCUGGAGGCGCUGCGCCGCGACGGCGGCCAGGCGGCGCUGGACGGCCAGGCUCUGGCCCGCGCCCUCCAGCGCCUGGCCCGCCAGGCGGCCCACGAGGCGCGGCGCCGCCGGGAGGCCGAGCGGGCGCUGGCCGGGGCCCGCCGGGAGGCCGACCGCGCCGCCCUCGCCCGCCUCGCCCUGCAGAAGCAGGCGGACGCCCUCCUCGACGAGAUCGCCUUCCUCCGCCGCGUCCGCGACGAGGAGGUGGCCGAGCUGCAGGCCGAGCUGCAGGAGGCGCAGGUCUCUGUGGAGAUCGACGUGAGCAAGCCAGACCUCACAGCAGCUUUGAAGGAGAUCCGUACUCAGUAUGAAGUGCUGUCUGCCCGAAACCAGCAGUCCGCUGAGGAGUGGUACAAAUCCAAGUUUGCCAAUUUCACCGAGGAAGUUGCCCGCAGCAGUGACAGCAUCCGCCAGGCCAAGGAGGAGAUCUCGGAGUACCGCCGCCAGCUGCAAGCCCACAACUUUGAGAUGGAGGCCCUGCGCAGCGCCAACGAGUCCUUGGAGAGGCAGCUGCAGGAGGCAGAGGAGAGGAACGGCCAGGAGAUCCGCAACUUGCAGGAGACCGUAAACCAGCUUGAAAAUGCCUUGAGGACAACCAAGGGGGAGAUGGCCCGCCACCUCCGGGAGUACCAGGAUCUGCUAAAUGUGAAGAUGGCCCUGGAUAUAGAAAUAGCAGCAUAUAGAAAACUGCUGGAAGGAGAGGAGACCCGGCUCAGCACCAUCAGCAGCAGCACAUUUGCCCUCAGCUAUCCUUACUCCUCAAGCCCCUUGUCCAGCUUCAGGGGCUUCUCAACCAGCAGGGUUACUGUCAGGAAGGAGAAGGGGGAUGGCCCCGAGGAGGCCAAGUUCUCAGGGGACCCAAAGGCUGCGGAGGAGGAGGAGUCUGGAGAUGAGAAGGUGGACAAAGCAAACUAG